AAACUUCAUAACGGACCGGAAAUUGAAGCUGAAAGGCGGCUUCUAAGAGGUGAAACCGCACGCUCGUUAAUCAAUAACGCAUUUAUCGUUCCACACUUCGAAGUUGAUAUGAGCUGUGAUGGCGUCCAAUUUUUCGACAAUUCUGAGCAAGCCGAAUGCAUUCCCCUCUGUGUUAUUGUACAUUCAGUGAGUGAGUGUAGUGAUCGCUCUCGAAGCAAACCAAUCAUCUUACAGAAACGAUCCCCAAUAAUCGUUGGAGUGGCUCACUGUAAAGAAAAACCAGAUGUGAAUCUUUUUUUAUCUGCUGUUAUUGCAGAAUUUAAAAGACUUGAUCCAAAUAACGACGACAUUACUACUAUCGGUCACCAAUUCACUGCCUCCCUUCGCUGUGUUAUCGCAGAUUGGCCAAUGUGGUCAUAUUUAAAAAGAGUGAAAGGUCACACCGGAUACUGGAGCUGUGAGCGUUGUAUACAACCUGGUGUUGCGUGUGAAAUUAAUUCCAAUAACAAAAAUAAGACAAAAAAGAAGAAAAAAACAAUUCAGUUUCUCGAAUUGGAUGCCGCUCCUAGAAGUGAUGAAGAGUUCCUGUCUUAUUGCAAGUCCGAUGAUUGUCCCGAUGAACACCUUAAUGGUCAUAACGAUCUCAGUCCGUUUUUGGAUUUGAAUUUUCCGAUGGUAACCGGUUUCGUUGUAGAACCAAUGCAUACCUUUUACGCUGGAUGCGUAGGGGGCAGAUUAAAAGGCCUUGCAUACAACCCAAACGAGCAUAAACUGAGUUCCUCACAACUAAAGCAAGUGGACCAAAGAUUAAAACUUUUUGAAAAAUGCAAGCCUUUAGAAUUUGAAAGACAUGUAAGAAGCCUUAGCAAGAGCGCCAAGAAGUAUAAGCAUCACGAGAUAAGAAACAUGCUCAUGUAUAUUUUUAUUCCAGUAUUUAGUGGAAUUUUGCAAGAAGAGCACUUGGAAAAUAUUUUGUUACUUCAGUACGCCAUGUUGCUGAUCGGUGGUUUUGUUAACGAGCCCGUCUCCCAAGACAAUUUAAGAGAAUCAUCUCGAGUGUUGAAGAUGUAUGUUCAACAACUAAAACAGUUUAACUACCCUAUCCGACCGACUACUCACUUUGCGUCACAUUUACCUGAGGAUGCUUUGAAAUACGGCUGCGGAAUAGAGGCAUUGAGUGCGUUUGUUUUUGAAAAUUUUUAUAGGUUUUUCCGAAAUAUUCUUGCUUCGGGAAACUUACCGUUAGAGCAAAUACGAAAUAAGCUUGUAGAAAGAUCAAAGUACUUGUUGCCGACUUCAGCUGACGGAAUGAUCAUAAACUCUUCAAUGCUAUAUGAAAUUGAAAUUAAGAAAUUUGAAGUAAAGACCAGUGGUCAAAAAAUAUUGGUUAAUUUUUCCGAAUGGAAAGGAAUUAAGAAAAUGGUUUUCUCUGAUUUUGUGCUGACUAAUCGAUUUCCGAACAACGUCUGUUUAUUCAAAAAUGGAAAUGUUGUUGUUUGUUCUGAUUUCAUCGAAUUUCCAAAGAUGGGCAAUAAUUUUCUAGUUGUUGGUUUUUUAUUUCAAACCAAAGAACAUGCUUGUGUGAAGCCCUACUUAUCAACGAAGUACAACACAUUCAUUGUAUCUAAGUUGGACGAGCGCAUUGGUGAAUGGAAUAUAAAUAACUUACUUUGCAAAAUGUAUACUGUUCCUUAUAAAUUAACUGACUAUGCCAAGUUGCCUGACAUAACCCUGCCAAAUGUUCCCAACAGGUGGUUUACUACACCUAUUCGACACACCAUUUUGUGAUUGCUACAGACUUAUUUUAAUAAAUAUAACUCAAUUGACUCUUAACUAAUGAAUACCUCAUGAAUCUUCUGAUAAUUCAUCGUUGGUGUUGUUGUGUGUGGCAGGUUUGUAAACGAACACUAUCUGCCUUAAUUUAUUUUGCCUGUUGUCCGGUUUAUUAAGUUGGUCGA
This is a messenger RNA of Daphnia magna, 1958 nucleotides long. RefSeq lists its product as uncharacterized. The record is from RefSeq and is a predicted model, not a curated record. The transcript has a single exon. Lineage: Eukaryota; Metazoa; Arthropoda; Branchiopoda; Diplostraca; Daphniidae. Bases 109 to 1788 code for a protein of 559 amino acids.